This is a messenger RNA of Salvia splendens (bonfire salvia), 632 nucleotides long. Its product is annotated as histone H4. The record is from RefSeq and is a predicted model, not a curated record. The transcript has a single exon. Bases 46 to 357 code for a protein of 103 amino acids. Gene Ontology annotation, molecular function: protein heterodimerization activity; structural constituent of chromatin; DNA binding. Lineage: Eukaryota; Viridiplantae; Streptophyta; Magnoliopsida; Lamiales; Lamiaceae. Gene Ontology annotation, cellular component: nucleosome.
CAACAACAAAGCAAAAAAACUCCAUUAAAUUGCAUCGUAGUGAAAAUGUCGGGAAGAGGAAAGGGCGGCAAAGGCUUAGGGAAAGGCGGAGCGAAGAGGCACAGGAAGGUGUUGCGCGACAACAUCCAGGGCAUCACGAAGCCGGCUAUCCGGCGUCUGGCCCGGCGUGGCGGCGUCAAGCGCAUAAGCGGUCUCAUCUACGAGGAGACCCGCGGCGUGCUUAAGAUAUUUUUGGAAAACGUCAUCCGUGACGCCGUCACCUACACCGAGCACGCCCGACGCAAGACCGUCACGGCGAUGGACGUCGUCUAUGCGCUCAAGAGGCAGGGCCGCACGCUCUACGGUUUCGGAGGCUAAUAACUGUUUUGUUUCUCGCUGCGGCCUAGUAUAUUCGUGAAUUCUUCAGCAUCUUUUGUUAUUUCAGAUCUAAUUCUGAAUUGGGUUAUAGAAUUGCUAAGCUUUUGAAGGAUUAUGGUUCAAUUCGAUCUAGAAGCUUUUGGCUUUUCACAUUGCAGGAGCAGCUUUGUUUAGUUUUAUAUGCUUUUUGUUAAUUUGAUUUCUUCUAUCUCAAUUGAACUUGAGAUUUAAAUUUCUCAAUGCAAGAGAUGAAUUGAAUACAACCAUUUUGACAA